This is a messenger RNA of Rhagoletis zephyria (snowberry fruit fly), 2136 nucleotides long. RefSeq lists its product as uncharacterized. The record is from RefSeq and is a predicted model, not a curated record. NCBI's taxonomy places the organism in Eukaryota, Metazoa, Arthropoda, Insecta, Diptera, Tephritidae.
AUGCCUAGUUCGGUUCGGCCUCUGUUGACUGUGUGGAAAGAGAAUAACCUCGAGCAUCUAGCGCAAAUCGCUGACAAAAUGUUGGAAACGGUUAAUUCGAACUCCACCAACAUGAUAGCUACACACGGGGCUGAGUCGUAUGCUCAAGCUCCCGCAGUUAAUGCCAUAGCUAACGAGAAUACCCCAUUAACAGAAAUCGCUAGCACUCUCAAAUCACUUGCCGUUGCUGUUAAACAACUUCAAAGUGAUGUCAAAAUUUUGAAACGAAAUCCAUCUCAACGAUCAUCAUCCAAGGGUCGUUCUCCUAGCCGUAAUACACCAAGUACUAGUGACCAAGCUGAAGCUGCUCAUUUCCUCGUGGAUUCGGGCUCACUGGUUUCUGUCAUUCCACGUAACCUCGUCAAGACGGCAGUUAAAUCAAAAUCACUUCAACUCUAUGCAGCUAAUCAAACAGCAAUUCAAACCUACGGAAACCAUGUGUUACAACUGGAGCUGGGAUUGCGACGAGCAUUUAGUUGGCCGUUUAUCAUAGCCGACACACACACAGCUAUAAUCCGUGCUGAUUUUUUGGCACGAUGCAAUUUAUUGAUUGACUUGAAUCAACAGCAACUCAUCGACAAAACCACUGGCCUCACUACAAGCGGCAAGUUGUCAGACACCAACGAGUUCGGCAUUUCCACGAUAAACGAUGCCAACGAUUUUAGAGGUCUACUGACACAAUUUGUUGACAUAACUAAAACAACACGUAAGUCUAACGAAGUAGAGAGUAGUCAUUCUGUUAUGUAUUACAUACAGACAAAAGGCGCUCCUAUCGCCGACCGCGCUCGACGCCUAGCUGGUGGCAAACUUGUUUGUACCAAACGUGAAAUAAUUUUUCUCCUCGAACAAGGUAUUUGUCGUCCUUCAAAAAGCCCGUGGGCUAGUCCACUACAUAUGGUGGAGAAAAAGACUGGCGGAUGUCGCGCAUGCGGCGUUGCUGAUCGUUACCCGAUUUCCCACAUCCACGAUUUUUCGGAAAACUGCAUGACGACAUUCUCGUCAUGUCGAACUCGGCAAACGAACACCGAACAUCUUCGUGAAGUGUUUUCAGUUCUGCAGCAACAUGGCUUGACUAUCAACGCCAACAAGUGUUACUUCGGCAAACUAGAGGUGGUAUUUCUACGGCCGCCCACCGAACGCAUAGAAGCUAUCAAAACUUUUAACGAACUCAGUCGGUUCCUUGGUUUUAUUACCGAAGAUGCAUUCNGCAUAGAAGCUAUCAAAACUUUUAAGCCACCAGACACAGUCUGCGAACUCAGUCGGUUCCUUGGUUUUAUAAAUUAUUACCGAAGAUGCAUUCCUCAUGCUUCGGAACUACAAUCUCGGCUGAAUGAAUACACGCGCGGCAUGCGAAAAAACGACAGACGCAAAGUAAACUGGUCCUCCGAGACACUUAAGGUAUUUGAGGAUUGCAAACGCAGCUUAGCUAAUGCUAAAAUGCUUGCACACCCGGCCCCUGAAGCCAAGUUAGCAUUGGUGUGUGACGCGUCCGACGCAGCAAUCGGCGCAGCAUUAGAGCAAUUUUACAACGACACAUGGCAGCCCUUGGGGUUUUACUCACGAAAACUAAACAACGCUGAGAAGAACUACAGCACAUAUGAUCGUGAGCUGUUAGCUAUCUACGAUUCUAUACGCUAUUUCAAACACAUGUUGGAGGCUCGUGUUUUCGUCAUCAAAACAGACCAUAAGCCACUCAUACACGCUUUUUCCCAGAAGCCAGAGAAAGCAUCUCCGCGCCAGUUGCGGCAUUUAGAUUUUAUCUCGCAAUUCUCCACCGCGAUUAUGCACAUAGCUGGAAACACCAACACCGUGGCAGACGCUCUGUCACGUAUUAACGCCAUAUCGAUGCCCUCCAGCGUAAACUCUGCAACAUUCGCUGAAGCUCAAUCAAAGGACAGCGAGUUACCUACACUUCUGCACGGAAGUACAUCACUCAAGCUGCAAGUAAUACAUCUCGAGGACAAAAGCAUUUACUGCGAUGUAUCUACUGGAUAUGUGCGUCCGUAUAUACCCGAAGAGCUUCGAUACCAAGUAUUUGCAUCGGCACACACUUUGUCACAUCCCAGUGGUAGAGCUACACUACAACAACUACGAUAA